UGAUUGCUGCUAAUCAAUUUAAAAAUUAUUGUUUGUGAAUAAUCGUUUCUUUGAGUUUAAUCUCUAUUUACACUCAUUUUUUAUUAUUUAUACCUAUAAACACAACAAUUCAUGAAAUUCAAUUAAUGAAGUACUGAAUUUACGACAUAGGUUACCUACUUAAUGCUGUACAUAGUAUAAAAAUUAUACAAAAUGUCUGGAAGUGAUGAAGAUAUGAGUGCGAUCUCAAAUAUUUUAAGUGCGCCUGAGAUAUCUUACUCGCCCCCAUCUCAAAUGGUACCGCAGCUCACCAUGCCAUCGACAAAUAAGGACGUGUCUUUGCACGUGGAGCCGAAUCUACGGAUUAUUAACGAGCCACAAAAUGCAAGGUUUCGAUACAGAACCGAGAGAGAGACAAGCACUCACGGCAGUCUACGUGGAGUUAAGCCUGGACGAAAUGGUGGCAAGUCAUACCCCACCGUUGAGUUAAGAAAUUACACGAACAAGGCAAGUAUAAAGUGUACUCUGGUGCAAAAGGAUAAUACGUCAGAGCACCCACAUAGCUUGCACAACGAGGAACAAGUGAAUGAGGAUGAGCCAGGUUCCACUGUCGUACCUGUUGAUGGUCACUACACGGUGGGUUUUGCGGGCUUGGGUGUCAUACAUCGUCCUAAAAAGGAUAUAUCCAUGUGGCUAUAUACAAGAUUUCAAGAAAACGGCAACGAUAAUGUUACGGACAACGCGCUCUUGGAGCGAUGCAGAGAGAUGGCGAGAAACAUCGACUUGAAUGUCGUAAGGUUAAAAUUUAGCGCUCACAAUUAUUAUACGGAUGAACCAAUUUGCUCGCCAGUAUACUCGCGACCAAUACUCAACUUGAAAAGCGUCGCCACAAACCAGUUAGUAAUACAGUACCACAUGCCUAUCUCAAGUAGUGCCAGAGGAGGUGAGGAUAUGGUUUUCCUCACAUCAAGAAUUAGUAAAAGUAAUAUAAUGGUUCGGAUGUACGAGUUGGACGAAAAUGAAGAUGAGAUUUGGAGCACUAAUGUCCACAUUUUGCCCUCACACGUACAUCGCCAAACGGCCAUUGUAUUCAACAUUCCGCCAUACAAAGAUCAGAACAUAUCUGGGGAAGUGAAAGUAUACAUGCAAUUGCUACGUCCGAAUGACGGUGCUGUGAGCGAGCCGCGCCAGUUCUUUUAUCGCCCUGAUCUCUACGCUGCCUACCGCAAAAGAACCAAGCUUAAUAAUUUUGGAUUUUACUCAAAAUUAUCUUGUUACGACGAUUCGGUUCCAAGUACUAGAGGCGGACGUAAAUCCAGAAAUGGUCUAGGAAGAAUAGAAAGCUUACACAACAUCCCUGUUCAAAAAUCGUCUCUAUGGGGUGGUACUAGUACUACUGAUAUUUCAACAUCUGUAACAAGUGCAGUCAACAUUUCGGGAAACUCCCAGAAUAACGUCAGUGCAACGCAAUCAGGAAAUUCUCAAAUUAGCGUCUUUCCUCAGCAAAAUCCAAUUAAUGAUUACUCUGACAACAUAGGGCAAAUGAUUCUAGGAAGUGAAUUAACGACUUGGACUGCCACAGCAGGAGCAAGCAAGCAAGCAAAUAUGCUUCAAAAUAACAUGUUGCAAGAUGCUCAAGGUAGCCAAUUCGGUGACCUCACUACACAUAGUGAGUCUCAAGGCUUGCUGCAAUGUAGAAGAACGGACCCACUUCUUGGUUCUGCUGGAUUUGAUGUCAACUGGCAGGCCUCGGCAAAAACAUACCCAAUAUGCAAUUCUUUUUCACAAAUUGUGCAAGUGAAUCAAGCUUCACAGGCUACAUCUACAAUUUUCGACUAUACUUGUGUUUCCUCAGAGUUGACCACUAAUUGCCAAGCAUCACAGACAGCUGAACCGAGUGGUGGAUACAAUGCAACUGCGUUCAAUGCUAAUUCCACAAGUUCGAUGCUUAGUAGUGAUUUGGACACCCGUGCAAUGGUCAAUCAACCUUUCUCCUAUAACGAAGAAGACUACGACAAUAUCUUGGCUCCUCUGUCUCCCGACCCUGAUUUCGACAUUAACAAUCAGAAUUUUUUAAAUUACGUCACGGAUUUCGAAGGCCUCAGGAGAGAGGAUGGUGGAGGUACUCACUAGUAAAUAAGUUUAUUCAAAUUAUCAAGUACAAUAUCAAAU
This is a messenger RNA of Hyposmocoma kahamanoa, 2151 nucleotides long. Its product is annotated as nuclear factor NF-kappa-B p110 subunit-like. The record is from RefSeq and is a predicted model, not a curated record. Lineage: Eukaryota; Metazoa; Arthropoda; Insecta; Lepidoptera; Cosmopterigidae. The transcript has 12 exons. Gene Ontology annotation, cellular component: cytoplasm. Gene Ontology annotation, biological process: cellular response to stress; innate immune response; regulation of DNA-templated transcription. Gene Ontology annotation, molecular function: DNA binding; DNA-binding transcription factor activity. The coding region runs from base 193 to 2112 and encodes 639 amino acids.